Messenger RNA from Saccostrea cuccullata (small rock oyster), 809 nucleotides. RefSeq lists its product as uncharacterized. Lineage: Eukaryota; Metazoa; Mollusca; Bivalvia; Ostreida; Ostreidae. Gene Ontology annotation, molecular function: carbohydrate binding; protein binding. The record is from RefSeq and is a predicted model, not a curated record. The coding region runs from base 45 to 809 and encodes 254 amino acids. The transcript is spliced from 4 exons.
UGUGCAGAUAUUGACAAUUAUAUUUUCCAGAAGAGAAGACAAAGAUGAAAUAUCUCGACUACAGAUACAUUGUACUUCUUGUGGCAAUGACAAGAGAGGUGAAAACUUCAGACCAGUCUUUUGCAUUGUGCGAGGGUCACAAAGGGUUCAUACGCUGUUUGCAAGGAACGAAAAUUCAGAUUGUGUCUGCCAACUACGGACGAACAGAUUCACAAGUUUGUCCUAAAAAGAACUCUAGUACACAAACCUGUCGAUCAAAAGCGUCAGAACUCAAGGUGAAAUGGAACUGUAAUGGGUAUCAGACAUGUCAUCUUCAUGCUUCUAAUCAAAAUUUUGGAGAUCCAUGUCCCAGGUACUCCAAAUAUCUGGAGAUCAGAUACCGAUGUUUAAAAAGUCCAAAUCUUGAAAAUGGUGAGAAAUCAAUAAUUGCUUUUAAUGCGUACAUCACUAAGAGAUUACAUCUACACAGAAACACCCCUGUAAAUGUUGUUUAUGAUGGUGUUUAUUACAACGUCGGAAGUGCCUACAAUCCUCAUAGUGGAUUCUUUACAGCGCCAUCUGACGGACUCUAUGUGUUUACCUGGACAAGUUUUAUUAAUGUCAGAAAAAUCUUUGAUGCUCAAAUUCUUGUGAAUGGAGUCCAGAAAGGAUACGGAAACUGUAACAAUGAACUCAGUCCGGGUUAUGAAAACUGUGCAAAUACGGUACCCUUGGUUCUGAAAGCUGGAGACAAGGUAAACAUAAGAACAACAAAUGCAAACAACUUAAUAGAAACUUGGUCUAGUUUUAAGGGAUGGAAAGUAAAAUAA